Messenger RNA from Mytilus californianus (California mussel), 3588 nucleotides. RefSeq names its product early growth response factor homolog 1-like. The transcript is spliced from 4 exons. The record is from RefSeq and is a predicted model, not a curated record. Lineage: Eukaryota; Metazoa; Mollusca; Bivalvia; Mytilida; Mytilidae. Gene Ontology annotation, molecular function: DNA-binding transcription factor activity, RNA polymerase II-specific; RNA polymerase II cis-regulatory region sequence-specific DNA binding. Gene Ontology annotation, biological process: regulation of DNA-templated transcription. Bases 175 to 2172 code for a protein of 665 amino acids.
AUUUAGACAUACCCAUCCCAUUAUGGAACCAGCAUCAGUUGCAUCUCAGCAACAAAAAUGUAUGUACUACACCUGAAUUGGGACAAGGAAAAUUAAUGCCAUAUAAUAGAGUAAAAACUUUCAAGUGCAUCACCAAUAUUUGUGUUAAUUUUAAACUGAAAAUAGCUAGACAAAAUGGAGGCAGACUUGGUGGAUGUCAAACAAUUGUUUUCAAAUAUGAUGAAGAGAGUACAACCAUGGAUUCUCUCUCAUUUCAUUAUGUGGUUAGACCUUAAAAUAGCAGAAUACAAAGUUUUAGGCUAUAUGGUUCUUGAUAAGAGAUCAGCUUAUGAUAAAAAUCAUGCAACAUUGUACAAUCAAACAAGUCGAACCAAUACUUCAUCUCCAGCUUCAGCAUCUUCAAGUGAACAUAUGUAUAUCAUACCAACACAGGAGAAAUGUAUCAAACAGAACGGAUCACCAAAUAUAACAAACGAUAAUACAGAGUAUGAAAAUUUUAUAGAAGGUUCUAAUAAACAGGAGAGUCUCAAUACCUCUGGGGCUUUUGUAUCAGAAAGAACAAACAUUGCAUUGAAAUGUGUAAAGCUGAAAAGUCAGAAUAAAGAGAUGGAUAGACAAACAUCUGUUUCUGGGCGUCAAGAGAGUUGUCAAAGUAAAUCAAAUGAAAAGGGAAUUCAGAACCAACGAAAACAGCGAAAGCCAGGCAAUUUCUUACACAGUAUUGUAAAUAAUUUAAAGCAGAGCUGCAUUAAAAAUCCACUUGUGGGAUACUCAGGACCAACUGUUUGCCAAAUAAAGAACCUGGAGAAUGAAAUACCUGAGAGAGAAGUUCAACCUGACUAUGCCCAUACUAGAUACCAUUCAGAUAAAACAAAAGAUGCAGAAGCUUUCAUUGGAAAAAGUGAAAAUAAUCGUAUCAACAUUCAGAACAGCCUAGAGAUAACAAGUUCGACAAAACAGAAAUUACAACCUGAAGAUUUACAAGAUGAUAUGGUCAUACCAGUUGGGACAACAACUAAAACAGAAAUUUCUGCUUCCCAAGAAUCAGCUGUAUUUGAUGAGGAUAAUACACCUUUAUAUAAGAGCCAACAGUUUAGUUCAUUAAUUUCCCUUUCAAGGUCACGUGGAAGAAGACGAAGGUCAUCAAAUGAUGAAAUUACCUAUCCCUUAAUUUCUACCAAAGAUAAUGAAAUUUCACAAACUUAUGAAGAGGAACCAAGAUCUCAAAGCCUUGCUGAUUUUUAUUUUUCUCAAAAUCAACUAGAUGAACAAUUCGCUGUAAGAAGAGCUAAACAAAAUGUCUGUAGAGUGACAGCAAAAAAUCAUGACGAGAAAGACGACCUAAUGAGGAACAAUCUAUCUGAGCCAAAUCACCAGGAUAUAACAGUAAAACAGGAAGUAGAGCCAUUAUUCAGAAAUGAAAAUAAAAGUCCAAGAAAUCAUGAAAUUAUAGGAGAGAAAUCAUCAGAGCCAACUGAAAGUUUAGUUCCUCAUCAGUUUUAUGAUAAUUAUAAUCACAGCAGUAUGUCUACAACUGAUGAUGGAGUUAUGGUUCACAAAAAUAGCAGAGCAGCAGUUGUUGUUAAGUCAGAGCCAAACAAUGAUGAGGAAUAUUGUUGUUCUUCUACAACAGGAAAUUAUGACAAUCACAGUUUCAGUUCAGAAGGGGACACUUCCAGUAACCAUGACAUUUCAACACAUUAUGAAUACCAUGGAGAUGAUAUGGCAGACGAUUCUUAUAUGCUCAGUAAUUCUGAGUUAUAUGGAGAAGAUAAUGUUGAUUUGCUACAAGGGAUUGCAGGAAUGGACCAGCAUGAAAGUAAGAUAAUGAGGCCAAGAAGUAACAAGAAAAGACAGUUACACUGUUUGUCAAAUCAAGUCCCUCGAGACCCUUCAUCAGGAAAGUUUGUUUGUGAACUCUGUGGUGGAACAUUUACCAACAGAUCAUCCUACUUCAGGCACAAGAGAAUCCAUGGAGAAAAAAAAUUCCGUUGUUUUCUUUGUGAUAAAGCCUUUCAUAGGAAAGAACACCUUCAAUCACAUAUUCAUAGACAUACUAAAUCGUUUCCAUUAAAGUGCUGCAAGUGUAGUUUUGAAUCCCACAGCCUGGACGAAGCAACUGCUCACUUUCAAGUUAGCCACAGUCAUCAUGUACAAGAAUCAAAAUCCUGAAUUUGUAAUUAACAAAAUAAUAUUCUUGCAAAAUAGUGUAAAAAUAUAAGACUUGUCUAUUUUUUAGACCGCAUAUUGACCUCUAGAUAUAUUUUAUAUUUACUAGAUAGUACCCCGUGCAAUAUAUGGUAUAUACUUUUUUAGUACCCAGUGCAAUAUAUGAUAUAUACUUUUAAAUUUUUACAAUUAUGUUGUAUUGAUUGAUGAGAUAAUGUCUUAUAUGUACUACUUCAAUUGCUCUUUUUCCGCAAGUCUGUUUAAUGAAAUUAUGCAGAAAAACCAAAUAACCCUUUCUAUACAGAUUUCCUGCUAAAUAAUCUCAACAUUUAUCUCAAUGAUCCAAAGUUAGAUCAUGAUUGAAGAAAAAGAAUAACAUUUGAGUCCACACAGAAUAUUAGAAUAGUCUACUGUUUACAGAAUUCUACAUACAAAACUGCAUACCAAAUGCUUCUAUAAAAAGACGAAGAAAAUUUAUGCCUGUAAGAAGAGAUUUCAAAUGUGCUUACCAAGAUUACUACAGUUUGAGCAAGGGAAAGCGAGAGUACAGCGUUAAAAUUUACAGAUGGUAAUCAUGAUAGAGCAAUGUUACGUAACAGUACCCUUGAAAAAAAAUUGGGAGUCAAUAGGGGGACUGUUGCAAGAAUGUCUGCCCGUCUGACAUGCUUUUUCCCAGUUGUAGUCAAAUUCUUGUUUUCAUCCUAGUCAAAGAACUCUGCUGAACCUCUCAAUUAGAUUAUUGUUAAUUUGUUCUCUUCCUAAAUAUGCAUGCAACAUUUAUCACUUGAUGUUAGGCAAACUACAAACAAUCAAUCAAACCGGAAUCAAAUUGGACUAUUUUGCAAAGUGGUUUGCCAUUUACCUGAUUAAAUAUUUGCUUUAAAUACACGUUUUUGAGACGCAUUAGUGCAUGGACUCCCAAGGCCUCAAAUCGUUUACUUCACCAAAAAUAAGGGUCAUGCUACACCACUGAAGUAUAACAAUUAGUUUCUUUAUCCCAAACGGAAGUGACCCUAAGAAAUGGUGAAAAUAACAUACAUGUAACAGUCCAGAAUAUGUUUACAUCUUACCUAGAGGUCACAACCAUUUGGACUAUUUCCAAGUGAUGUCAUGGGCUUUAAAUGAUAGCAAAAUCUUUUAAAUCUUGUUUUUAUCAGUUUUAAAAGGGCAUUACAAAAAAAUCACUCAAUAUACAGGUAAAAUUAUGAUUUAUAUUUUUUUAAUUUACACCAUGAAAUCAAAUAGACCUAGAAAAAUUGUUGUUGUACCAUUGCAUGUGCUUGUCUGUCUAUAUUUAUGUUUAUAUUGGGCAGUAUUACUGUCACCAGUCUUCAGAGGUCAUCCCAAUGGUUAAUUAGAUGGUGGCAAUUUGAAAAUAUGCACAAAAUGCUGAUACAUUAAAACAAGUUUAUAAAUUGU